Olea europaea var. sylvestris is the source of this 465-nucleotide messenger RNA. RefSeq lists its product as uncharacterized. The coding region runs from base 1 to 465 and encodes 154 amino acids. NCBI's taxonomy places the organism in Eukaryota, Viridiplantae, Streptophyta, Magnoliopsida, Lamiales, Oleaceae. The transcript has 2 exons. The record is from RefSeq and is a predicted model, not a curated record. Gene Ontology annotation, biological process: DNA integration. Gene Ontology annotation, molecular function: nucleic acid binding.
AUGUCACUCUACACCAUAUGGGGGUCACUUCAAAGCAACCAAAAUAGCAGCAAAGUGAAAAUUUGUGACAAGUGCCAGCGGAUUGGAAACAUCUCAAAGAGGAACAAGAUGCCUUUGAACAGCAUUUUGGAGGUUAAAAUAUUCGAUAUGUGGGGCAUUAACUUCAUGGGGCCAUUCCAUUCGUCCUAUGGUAAACAAUACAUAUUGUUAAUAGUAGAUUACAUGUUUAAAUGGGUUGAGGUAGUUACUUUUCCAACCAAUGACGAUCGAGUGGUGACUCAAUUUCUGAAGAAGAACAUUUUCAAGAGGUAUGGCAUCCCAAGGGCAAUUAUUAGUAAUGGUGGGAAGCACUUUUGUAACCGUCUAUUUGCAUCACUAUUGGCCAAAUAUAGAGUGAAACACCAUGUCCCGACUCCAUAUCAUCCUCAAACUAGCAGACAGGUGGAGAUCUCCAACGGGGAGUAA